Molecule: messenger RNA, 5298 nt
Organism: Symbiodinium sp. CCMP2592
Lineage: Eukaryota; Dinophyceae; Suessiales; Symbiodiniaceae
Source: the annotation of a GenBank genome assembly
AUGCGCCUGGCUUUGACUUUUCGCACCUCCAGCCCACUCCGCCAUGCCUUCAGUCCUGCUGAUGACAGUGUUGCGACUGCCGUGAGCUACGACCAAGCAGCGCAGGAGGUUUGUGGGCACCUCUUCCGCGAACUUUGGUCCGAAGACGAGGACGGUUUCCCGCAGCCUGCUGGCUGUUACUACAGCGAUGACCUCGCAGAGUAUGGCAUCGUCUUUCCUGCCAGAGCUGGCCUCAAACCUGGCACGCGAUACCAGAUGGUGAUGAUGACCGAGUUACAGCGCGGCAUCUCUGCAGAGCAUGAUUGGAUGAUUCUCUCGGACACCGUGCCGAGACCGGCUAUUGCGCCACAGGAGACUCGAGACACGAGUCCACAAUCCUUUGGCGAUCUUGGUCCUCUUCCUAGCUUGCGGGCAUGCCAGGAGGCCUGCUCACUGGUUCUGCAAUGCAAUGCGGCCGUCUACCGCCUAUCCUCGGACCAACACUGCCUGAUCGCCGACUUCUCUCAGCGCUCAGAUCCCUUCGCCACCCAAGGAGCAGCAGGCAAUUUCACGUUAUUCCUGGCAGACAGGAUCAAUGGCACAGCUUCAGAUUCGCGAAGCGUGGUGGCAGACUUGUGGAGCAUGGACGACAUGCUUUCGAGGCCUUUCCAUGCGGUGGAAGCCUCGGAAACAAUCCUGAUUGCGACAGCCGCAGCAGUGGUGCUGCCGAGUGAUCCUCGCUGGCACGGCGAGGGCCUGAUGAUUCUUGAUCCUGACGGCUUUGUCACGGAGGAGGCGGCGCCAUUGCUGGUGACGCAACCGCGCCUGGCGCUGCGGCUCCGGGCCGCGCAGGGCAGCAGUAUCGAGGCCGGUACUUUGCUCCGCCUCUUCCUUCGGCCUCUGACGCAGUGGGCGCUGCCGGAGGAGGGCUGUCCUGCGCAGUGUGUCCCUCAGAGUAUGGUCUUGUCCUGCGACUCCCCGGCCUGCCGGGCUGUUCCCCUGGUCUCUGCACCUUGGGAGGGUCAGCGAAACGUUCUCGAGAUCGUCCUCCCUCCGAAGAUGGACAAGAUCACUGACACGGUGAUGCACACCAUCGUCCUGAGCGGCUCCACCUUUUCGCUGCCAGCUGGCGGAUUCAUGCCUUCGCGACUCUCUGCGGAGCUCGUCGCGCCUGGCACGGAAACAGCGGCUGAGAGGCGUGUGUCCUACAUGGAAUCCGUUGGAGUCCUGCCCUAUGCAGCACUGGCCGUGGUGGGGGGCGUUCUUGCCCGAGACGGUGACGAGCGGCCAUUUGCUGGUGAUGUCUCAAACAGCAUCUAUUUCCGCUUCAAGCUCGGCUCAACGCUGCUGUCAGGAAGCCUUCUUGCUGCUUUGACGGUCCAGCUGCCAGCAGGCUACAUCGUCAGAAGUGCCACUGUCGCACCCAGCGACUUGCUGACGCUCUCCGCCCGCCGUCUGUCAGGGCCACAAAGCCGAGGGCAGCUGACGGCGGGGACUUGGAGCUGCGUUACCAGGAUGUGUACCUUCACCAUGGACAGCCAUGCCGCUAUCUACAGUGGGUACCUCGUGGUGCACUUCGUGGUGGACAACCCGACCAUCCCAUUGAGGCUUCAGGACACGGCGAACCGUUGGAGCGUAGCCGUCAGCGGCCAGGGUGAUGCAGCAUCGCUGGCGGUGCUGCCGGCAACGAUGCUGGAUCCAGGAUCCAUCUCUUCGGAGCAGGCUUUGUACACUCCAGCAUCUGCCGUGCUCGGUCGACUCUCCGAGAUCAGCCUCACGCCGACGACCUUUUGGCAAGGAUCGACGAGAAGCUGGGCCCGCAUCUUUUUCCGGACGCAGCAGGGCUGGCCGGGCCGGGUGGCUCUCCAGCUUACAGCACCUCCGAGUGGCUUCGGCUUUGACACCACGUGUGCCGUGGAGGAUCUGCCGGCAGCCUACUACCGCCCAGAGCAGAGCAUCCUCGGUCAAAGCAGCAGUGCCGAGCAGGGUGCCCAGCAAGCGACGGUGCGGCGGCUGCCGAAGGUGGAGGCCUGCCAGGGUGUUCAUGUCUCCUCUUUGCAGCUGCCGGAGUCAAAUUGGCUUUCGGACUUUUACGCACCUCCUGGCCGCCUUCCGUCCCUGAUGGAGAUCUUCGUCGCAGGUCCACUCCUUGAGGCCACCACGUAUGCCUUCUCGAUGCUGGUGCGCCACACGAACGCGUUCCAACCUUCCGAAGGUGCUGGCUUCGUACUCGCCACCUACAUCCACGCAGCUUCCUGGCAGCUCCUGGAUCGGAGCCCUGGGGCGAUGCCUCUGCUGCCGGCGACCACCCUCGAGCCCUGGCCCGGCUAUGGGCUCUACGAGCUGGCUGCACCAGAUGCACUGCAUGCCGUGGUUCUGCCUCGUCUGCCCUUUGCGCAGACGGCGCAGCCGGGAGAAGCGCAUAUCCUCCUGCGGCCUCCCGUAACCAGCGCCUUCCGGGGGGUCUCCUGGCGCGUGUUUGCGCCCACGACCUACGGCUGGGACUUCACAGAUCGUGGCUUCUUCUUCAGGCAGUCCGAAGUGCCCGGUGCCACAGCUGACCUUCCCGUGAUUCGAGCUCCUGCAGCACCCCGCAUUCCGCCCCUCAACUCUCUGAUUUUCUAUGGGGCCGACGAGAAUCCAACACCCGGGUGGGUGGUCAAUGAAACCUAUGGCUUCCGUGCAGGCCUUCAGGUUCCUACGCAAACACCCCGGCAUGCAGUCAACGAGUGGAUCGUGGAGUGGGGCUUCGACCGGAGUGAUCUUUCCGAGCGGCUUGCAGCUGCCACUGCCCCUGCCGAGGAGGUGCGCGCGGUGCACAGCUUCCGUGUCUGGAGCCUCGGGGGCAGCAUUCAAGGCCAGAGUGGAGAGCUCUUGGUGGAGUUCGGAUUGGUCUCGGAGGUGCCAAGUGUACGUGGAGCUUUGCAGUUACGCACUCCUCAAGGCUUCGUUUUCGAAUCGAUCUGCGUGCCUUUCCCGCCUUCUGGAAGUUUCGAUCCCUUUCUCCCCCUCCCCGUCCGCGUUGAAUGUACGGCAGCGACAGCAGGCACCGCCGACCAAGAGCCCCUGCUCACCAUCCGGCCGAUGGAUGGAAGCCUUCCGCCUGGACGCUGGUGCUUUCUGCUGACCUGCUUCUUGCCUUCUCAGGUGACAGCUGCCGAUGCGAGCCCAGUCUUCAUCUUGCGAACCUUUGCAUCCUUCGGCGUGGAGGCCAUCGAUCAGUUGGCGGAUGUCGGGGCUUCCACGGCUGGCUUUCGGACUGGACAGCGCAUGCCCUUCGUCGGCAUCGUGGCCGAUGUCGACUACCGACUCUCCGGCCGUGACGACCAUCCUGGUCGGGCGUCCACGUUAAUCUUCGGCUUUGAGCUACGGACAGCGCCCAACGUUAUCGGAAACGUGCACCUGGAGGUUGUAGCACCUCUUGGCUAUCUCUUCAACGAUGACUGUGUCGCGGAGAUCAGUGAUCAGAUCUUCGGUACCGGACAAGGCUUUCCAUCCCCCUACCGGCCGUUUGAGCCGGGAGUCCUGCUGGUCGGCUGUGCCGGCCACCGCAACAUCGCGCAGCUGGAGGUGACGCCCGGGCUGCUUCCUGGCAAUCGCUAUGCCUUCGCCCUGCGCGUCGACGAGCAGCCGGCAGCCACGCCUGUGCAGAACACGUGGUUCCUCAAUGUGGCCGACCAGGCAUCUGAGGCCAUUGAUGGCUAUCCUCUGUGGGCCUUCACCGACUUAGCUUUGGGCCUUCUCUUGGAGACAGUCAUGGCCCAUUCGACGACCAUUGAGAAUGAGGUAACGAUCCUUUUCCGGCCGACCAACACGAUGAUGAGUCAGGGGGCGCUGCAAGUGACAGCCCCAGAGGGCUUCCGCAUCCGCAGAAGCUGCACUGCCUCCGUUCAGCAGCUGGCAUCCGGCAGCGGCCUGGCGCAGACGCCUGCAGAUGUGGAGCUGCCUGGGGUGGUUUGCGAAGGCGAGCGCCCUGCGACGAAUCGCUUCGAGGUGAAGUUCGUCUCUCAGCUCUCCCUCCUGGCCGGAGGUGUGCGGUAUCGCCUCAAGGUCUCUGUGCUGAACCCGAGCACCUUGAGUCCUACCCCGGGGUCCUGGGCCUUGCAAAGCUACCAGGAGGGUCUACUUGACGUGGGGACUCUGGCAUCCCCUGCGCUCUCCGCCGCUCUCCAAAGCUUCGAGGUCUUUCCGCCCACGCAGGUGGCGAGCACUGCCCAAGAGUUGCCGAUCACUGCCGCCUUGGAACUUCAGGACCUGAUGCUGGCACCGGGAGACACGCUCAUGGUAACUGCACCGGUAAGCUUUGACUUUGCCGUACCGGUGCCCGAUGCCUCCUUGGAAGCGGAUCUUCGGAAUUGCCGGGACUUCCGGGAUCUCUCCUUGGACUUGCAGGUCCUGCAGCUGGCCUCCUUACCGCGUCCUCGCUGUGCAGGCAACAUGAUCCAGUUCACCUUCCUUUCGCCCUUCGUCGCUGGCAGCUUCCGAUUCCGUGCCAUUUCUGCCUGGCCGACUCAGACGGCUCUCGCAGGCCAAGACGCUUUCGUGGCAUCGCUGCACACCACGGACCUGCUGACCGGCCAAGCGCGCACAGUCUCAGGACGAGCGCCACUGCAGACGGCAGUCGCCCCCAGGUUUGGGGAUUUCUUGUUGCAGCGUACCUCUGGAAUUCGAGCUGAUGCUGUGUUCAGCGUGGGAGACAUCCAAAUCAUCUUCCGGCCACGCCAGAGUGCGCAGGCUUUGUCUCUGACCUCGCGGCUGCAAGAGGAUCCUGGAUUGGGCAUUGACCUUUCCAGCGCAGACUUGGAGGUGACAGACGGGCCGCAGCUGGUCAAGGAGGUUCUUCUGCUGCGGCCUGCAGCGUCUCGCCUUGCUCUGGCUGCAGACUUCGCCGCAGGGCGGCUCUUCGGGCUCAGGCUACGCAACGUCAAGAACCCGGAGGUGCCCGGAAGCGUCCUUUGGACGCUCAGGUCCUUCUCACGGCCGAGGCUUCGUGGCUCCUUGGUGACGGCAUCCGAGGCUGAUGCCGGUGCGGCCGUGGCGGCUGCUGCUGCUGGCCAGGCCCUGGCAAGUGCCACCGCCACUGCUGCAGACAGUGCACCCCCGCACGAAGCUGCUGCCAGCGAAGUCUUGCAAUGGCUUGACUGGACCACACAAGGCCGCGACGAGAUUGCAGAGCUGGAAGCCACUCCGGUGCGCGGUCUGCUGCAGAUUCUCCCCAACAGCCCUUUCUUGGAGAGCAGCUUCUUCGACUUUCCAGACACGGAGGUCGCAGCGAUUCCUUUUCUUCCUUCCGGCUUUGUGAGUCGCAGUGUUCAUUGA